Messenger RNA from Boeremia exigua, 918 nucleotides. Its product is annotated as trafficking PGA2-domain-containing protein. The record is from RefSeq and is a predicted model, not a curated record. Gene Ontology annotation, biological process: protein transport. Lineage: Eukaryota; Fungi; Ascomycota; Dothideomycetes; Pleosporales; Didymellaceae. Bases 350 to 667 code for a protein of 105 amino acids. The transcript has a single exon.
GCAACACAAGGUUUCCAUGUUCAUCAGACCUUCUCACCUCUUCUCGCUCAGCGGCUUCACCAUCCACUGAGGCCAUAACGCCGUGCUGAUGUAUGGUUCAGACCCUUCAACGGAUGGGGGACGGCUGAACAAUGACGCGACGCGUCGUGGGUAGCCAAUAGCGGGGGAGAUCGGAGCCCUGGUUCAGACCCUGGAUGAUCCUGACACGGCCUUCUCAUCCUCACCGAGAUCUUUAUUUUGCUGCACACCGCUCCACGUUCCUCAUCCAAUCCACCGGCACCUUCUACGCCUUCCUGCACCUUUCGCCUCAUCUGCGCUAUCAUAACUACCGUGCAACACCGCAGCGAUCAUGGCCGAAGAAAUUUCCUGGAAUGCGCUCGUCGCCAACGUACUCGAAUGGAAGGACCGCCUCGUCAACAACUCGGUCCAGUCUUGGGAGGAGAUGAGCGCACAACGCUGGCUUCGUAUCGUUGGCAUAGUUGGUGCUUACAUGCUCAUUCGUCCCUACCUACUUUCGCACGCCGAACGUAGCCGGAAGGCGCGCGAGGCCAAGGAUGCCGCAGAGCUGGGCCUCGAUGUUGAGACUGAGCUGUCGGCCAACGACUUCCGCGGCGGGAAAAAGAACAAAAAGGGCGAGGGUCUGGCGCAGCGAUCGACGCUGAGAUGAGGGGUGGGCCCACCGGGCAUGCAUUCCGCGGCGUUACUGGGUUUGCGACAAGCUUUACGAAGCUUUUGGGGAUACACAAAUACCUAAUGGAAUGCGACAAAGGAGCUGGGAGCUGCAGCAUCUGCACGAGCAUGCUCGAUCCAUUCUUUGAUGCAGACGCUGUGUUGACUGAGACAAGAUGACAGCAGACGUCGGAGCCAAGUACCACAGCUCUACUGAAACACUGUGGAUGAGACCGAACAGAAAUGCCC